Messenger RNA from Drosophila hydei, 2806 nucleotides. Its product is annotated as glycerophosphocholine phosphodiesterase GPCPD1. Lineage: Eukaryota; Metazoa; Arthropoda; Insecta; Diptera; Drosophilidae. The coding region runs from base 337 to 2304 and encodes 655 amino acids. The record is from RefSeq and is a predicted model, not a curated record. The transcript has 2 exons. Gene Ontology annotation, molecular function: glycerophosphocholine phosphodiesterase activity; starch binding. Gene Ontology annotation, biological process: glycerophospholipid catabolic process.
GCACAACAAAAGCGCUGGGAACAGUUGCGACUGCAACGUCGGUCGACGACGACGGAACGUCUAGAAGGUCCUUCCUUCAACCAAAAACAAAGGAUACCAAAUAAAAGGAAACCAAGAAAAAACAAAAAGUUUUAAAAAUUCAACAACUUUAACCUAGUACAAAAUGCUUGCCUAGCAAAGCAACAAAUUGCGCAUACGCCGCGUUGUGCAAAUAGCAAAAUUCAAAUACAAAACAAAGCAAACUUAACUGUGAUAAGCUACUUUUAAUUUCCUCAUUCAAUAUUUACUGUGAGCUCAAAAGAAUAACAAAAAACUGUGCAACUAGUCGCAGCAACGAUGUCCGUACCAAUGUUACUAACGCCGCUGGAACCCCAAUCCCUGGACGAGCACAUGCAAAAUUGCGCAGAUGCUGCAGCAGCCAUCAGCGCCACCAGCUAUGGCAACACGGGCAACGAGCUGAUCGAGUCGUCUUCAGGAACCAGCAACUGCAAGCCCACGCUGAGGAAGUUCAAUGUACGGCUGGAGACACCGCUGGCACCCGAGGAGCAGUUGGGACUGACUGGCGAUGCCAAGGCGUUGGGCGAGUGGCAAUUGUCGCGCUGCGUGCCGCUCGAACGAAUGGAUGAACUCACCUGGCAGACUCAUGUGCGGCUGCAAUCGUGCCGCCAGCUGGAGUACCGUUACUUUGUCUACGUGGAGAAUGCGGCGGGCUACAAGCAAAUCCGUCGCUGGGAAACGCACUUCAAGCCACGUGUGCUGGAUCCCUGCAUGGACCAGCAUUGCCACAGUCCACUAGAUGUAUUCGGAUUGGCCAGCGUGGAUGAACGCUCGGCUCAGGUGCAUCGCGGCUGGCUCAACCAUGAGGCGAUUGUACAGCUCAAGUUCAAUGGCGAGAAGAUGUUCCAAGUCCACGAUAUCGAGACUUUUGAUCCACAGCAUGUGCAGCUGAAAAUUGUGCCCGUCGAGGAGACCGCUGGACUGGUCGUAGAGUACAGCAAGCAGCUCUACGGCAAGAGUCAACUGCAGCUGCAGCCGGCGCAUGGCGUAUCCUAUACCAAGGGCGAUAUUGUCAUCUUUCACAUCACCUUGCCGCUGGAUCGCAUGAUGCUGCAGAACUUCCGCUUGGAGUGCUAUAGCUUGGCGCAGGAGCUGUUGGGCAGCGCCUCAUUGAGCGCCUCGCAGCUGGCGGGCAGCGAGGGGCUGCUACAGCUGCACAUCAAGUCCGCCCAACGGCCUGAGGAGACGCUGGCUCGCCUGAGACUGCCCUAUGUGGUGGUGCAGCCAUAUCAGUACUCGCCACUGGACUUUAAGACCACCUACGCCCACUACUGGCCGCGCAGCUGGCCCAACCUGGAUGUGGGCCAUCGCGGCAAUGGCAAGAGCUACAUUGCUGACGCGCCAUUGGAGCGCGAGAACACAAUCGCCUCGUUCUUGAGCGCCUAUUCGCAUUAUGCGGAUAUGGUUGAGCUGGAUGUGCACCUGACGGCUGAUGGAAUACCUGUGAUCUAUCACGACUUCGGCCUGCGCACUGCGCCGCCGGGCAAGCAGAUUGAGAAGCCCGAGCAGCUGGAGUACGUGUUGAUCAAGGACAUUAACUAUGAGCUGCUCAAGCGGCUGCGCAUCUUCUCAGUGGUCAAUGGCAAAGUGAUGGAAUACCCAGCACAUAAUGCGGAGCCUCGUCCGGAUCAUCGCAUCUUUCCCAGAUUGGUCGAAGUGCUACAGCAGCUGCCCAAAUCGCUGGGUAUCGAUGUGGAGAUCAAGUGGCCCCAGCGGCGCCAGGGCGGCGGCACUGAGGCGGAGCAGACCAUAGACAAGAACUUCUUUGCGGAUCGUGUGCUGUACGAGGUCAUUCAAUUUGGCUGCGGCCGCCCCUUGAUCUUCUCCAGUUUCGAUGCAGACAUGUGCACCAUGCUGCGCUUCAAGCAGAACAUCUUCCCGGUCAUGUUCCUCACUCAGGGCGAGACGAAGAAGUGGCAGCCAUUCAGUGAUCUGCGCACUCGCAACUUCCUGGCCGCCGUCAACAAUGCUCAGGCCUUCGAGCUGGCGGGCACGGCGCCUCAUGCCGAGGAUUUUCUGGGCGAGAAUGCCGCCCAUAUGCUGCAGCAGGCGCAUGUGCAGGGACAGAUAACCGUCGUCUGGGGAGACGACUGCAACUCAAAGGAGCGCGUCAAGUAUUUCACGGAAAUUGGAGCAACAGCCACCUGCUACGAUCGCAGCGAUCUCCAUGUGCCGGAGACCAAGCAGCGAUCCUUCUUCAAUUCCAGCGCGCUGCUCGCCGAGUUCGAGGCUCAAUGCAGAAUAUAAGAGGGGAAAUAGGGCUAUAAGGAAUGGGUAUUGAGGGUAGCCACUGUAGUCUUAAGCAUUAGUUGGGUUGAGCUGAGUUCCCAACCAAAAACGACUCAAUGUACACCAUAUACGAAGAGUUUGUAUAUACUGUUGCACCUAUCUAUAGAAUGUAAAUAUCUGAGAGGCAAAAUAUAUAUUUUGUUAUAUCUAUGCGAACUCAGCUAAGUCUUAUUGAAGCUAUAUUUGUAUUUUGAUCUAAGUAAAUUGUUUUUAUAUUUAUUCAAAUUAUACAGAAACCAAAAUUUUAUAGAAAAGUUUCGCAGGCGAGCUCAGGGAUGGAAAAUUAAAUUUAUAUGAAAUAACUAAAGGAAUGCUUUUAAAUAAAUUUAUAUGCAAUUGCUCUCCACAUUAUAGAUCUUUGUUCUGCUUCAUUUGAACAACAAAAAACUAUUUUUAUAUCAAUUAUAAAAGACAAUGCUUAAAGCUUCAUUCAUAACACAAAGAAAAAUAAAACAAAAAC